AUGGUUACAGAACUGGUACAGAAAUUUUCUGAGUUGGGAUUAGUAGAGCAGGGUCAGACUGAGCGGGGUAUUCUGUUAUCUAUGGUUGCCCAAUCACCCAUUGUAGAGAAGAUUAAAGAAGCUCAGGCUACCGAUCAGCAUCUACAGUUUUUGUGUAGCAGAAUUUCCCCAGAACAGCAGACAGGGUUUUCUUGUGAUGGAAAUGGAACUCUAUACUUCCGGGGGAGAUUGUGUGUUCCUGAGCUACCUUCUUUGAGGGAGGACCUACUUCAGGAGGCACACCGAUCCAGAUUUGCGAUUCAUCCUGGCGGUACACGUAUGUAUAGGGAUCUGAGACGUUCUUAUUGGUGGGCUGGCAUGAAGAAAGACAUCGCAGAUUUCGUUGCACGAUGCCUUGUAUGUCAGCAAGUGAAAGCUGAACAUCAGAGACCCGCUGGUUUACUCCAGAAGAUACAAAUACCAGAAUGGAAAUGGGAGCAUAUCACGAUGGAUUUCGUCGUGGGUCUACCCAGGACCCGACGAACACAUGAUACGAUUUGGGUGAUCGUUGAUCGAUUAACCAAAUCUGCUCAUUUCCUUCCGAUUCGUAGGACGGAGGCAUUAGAGCGAUUAGCAGAGUUGUACUGUAGAGAGAUUAUCAGGCUUCAUGGUGUAUCUCUCAGUAUUAUUUCAGAUAGAGAUCCGCGGUUUACUUUGCGAUUCUGGCAGAGUUUGCAGCAGGCUAUGGGUACAGAGCUACGAUUCAGUACCGCUCCCACAGACAGAUGUAUCCCCUACGAAAGGAGUAAAAGGUUUGGGUUGAAAGGUAAAUUGGCACCUCGCUACAUUGGACCCUUCCAGAUUCUCGAGAGGAUAGGUGAGGUGGCGUAUCGAGUGGCGCUACCACCAUCACUUACUGGGGUGCAUGAUUUAUUCCAUGUAUCUAUGUUGAGGAGAUAUGUACCGCACCCUUCGCAUAUUCUCACUGAUGUAUCAGUUGUACUUCAGCCGGAUAUAUCUUAUGAGGAGAUUCCAGUUCGGAUUUUGGACCGCAAAGAGCGCCGGUUGCGGAACAAGACAAUUCGACUGGUCAAGGUCAGAUGGCGGCAUCACUCAGAUGAAGAAGCCACCUAG
Zingiber officinale is the source of this 1113-nucleotide messenger RNA. RefSeq lists its product as uncharacterized. The transcript is spliced from 2 exons. The record is from RefSeq and is a predicted model, not a curated record. The coding region runs from base 1 to 1113 and encodes 370 amino acids. Gene Ontology annotation, biological process: DNA integration. Gene Ontology annotation, molecular function: nucleic acid binding. NCBI's taxonomy places the organism in Eukaryota, Viridiplantae, Streptophyta, Magnoliopsida, Zingiberales, Zingiberaceae.